GCAAGCGAGGUGUGUGCUAAGGGUUGAUCCCAUGCCACACUUCGCUUUCUCGUAUAGCUUAUACGUUGAUGGAAAACCUCUGCAGAAAUUUACCGAGAAGCAAUCUCAAAUUAUGAGAACGUGGGCUCUCAUAGCAGAAGGAAUUCGAUACCGAGUAGUAUUUGAUAAACAAACCUUGAAUAUAUACGUUAACGGGCAGAUCAAUGAUGCCGAAAGUGUUUUUGUUAGUAACGGGACCGAGAUGAGAUUCACUUUGGGCACAUCGUCAGCAAUGAUCAAAGCAACGUCUACCGACAAGAAGGAAGGAGUGGUGCAUCAACUUUUUGUUGGUGGCAGCCUCGUAGAAGAAGAUCUGUUCUGAAUAGAAUCAACUUUAUUCAUCAUACAGUGGGGCUCAACGAAAUCGAAACGAGUUGAAUAUGUUACC
This is a messenger RNA of Phaedon cochleariae (mustard beetle), 427 nucleotides long. NCBI's taxonomy places the organism in Eukaryota, Metazoa, Arthropoda, Insecta, Coleoptera, Chrysomelidae. The record is from the annotation of a GenBank genome assembly.